AUUAAAGGUUUCAUGACUAACUUUGAAGAAAUGAAUUCAAACAUGGCGCUGAUCCUUGUUUUAAUGUGUUGUAUGAUGGUCAUUACUAGAGCUGAUUCUCCAAAACCAAAGACCUUCCGCCAUGACUAUGUAACCUAUAAAAAUGUCUGUCGGGAAAUGGACUGGAUACCAAAGUGUGAUUGUCAUAAGGAAAAUAAUCGAGGUUCUCUUGGAAAGAUUGUGGCAUUUCAUGCAAUUCUAUCUAAAAGACUGAACAACAUACCUGUUAAUACAAUCCUCAAAUUUGCGAACGUAUUGGCCAAUGAGGGAGAAGGAUACAAUCCAACAACAGGCAAAUUUACAGCACCGGAAGAUGGCGUCUACUCCUUCUCAUGGACCUAUUGUACAGACCGAGGAUCUACCCUGUAUGUUUACGGAAUUGUGGAUGGCACAGUUCGAGCAUAUAUAUCCAACAAUGGUCAAGCAAGCUCCUGGCAAAACACAUCCGGGCACCUUGUCAUAAAAUUGAAAAAAGGAAAUCAAUUCUGGCUUCAAACCGCCGUUUCAACUUCUAAAAUAAUACAUGAAAGUUUUACGUUCCUUUCAGGUUACAAGUUGUCUGGGUUUUGAUACAUAUUCUAAAAAUUAAAGU
This is a messenger RNA of Saccostrea cuccullata (small rock oyster), 631 nucleotides long. RefSeq names its product heavy metal-binding protein HIP-like. Gene Ontology annotation, molecular function: protein binding. Bases 13 to 609 code for a protein of 198 amino acids. Lineage: Eukaryota; Metazoa; Mollusca; Bivalvia; Ostreida; Ostreidae. The transcript has 3 exons. The record is from RefSeq and is a predicted model, not a curated record.